AUGUGGACCUCAUUGCUUCGCCUUUCUCAAAGCUACCCGAAAGGGUCGUUUCAUGAAGGAAAUAUCAAUCCCUUCGCCGACGUGCAGUGGAUAAGUCGACCGUUCAUGAAACGUAACAUGCCCAGGGAUCACCACCCUCUCGCCAAGCAACACACAAGUUUGAAGGCCCUGACGAUGCUGGAUGAAGAGAGCGGCAACCACUGGCAUGUGCUGGAUGGCAAGGGAAGAAGUGUCGGUGGCCUGGCCGCGCAGGUCGUUCGGCUACUGCAGGGCAAGCACCGCGUCGACUUUACGCCGCGAACUGCCGCGGGAGACAGCGUGAUUGUCGUGAACGCCGUCCACCUUAAGAUGGCGGGCCACACGUGGGACACGAAAGUUUACAAAUUCGACCGAAAAACGCAUCCGGGCGGCCCGAAGGUCAUCACAGCUAAGACGAUCAUGGCUAGAAAUCCCGCGAUGAUUCUUAACAUGGCGGUCAAGCGCAUGCUUCCCCCGAAUCGUGUCAGGCCUGUCAUGUACAGGAAAUUGUUCGUCUACGCGGGUGCGCUGCAUCCUCACUGGCAAGUUCCUCAAGUCGUCGUUCCAGCGAAACCUCCAGCUGAGGUUCCGUUCUCGCCUUUCUCCGUCGAUACCGCAGACCCUGCGCUAGCGGCUGCCCGCAUAGCAGCUGUCGGGGGAUCCGCAAAAGCAGCGGGAGACUAA
Molecule: messenger RNA, 702 nt
Organism: Besnoitia besnoiti
Lineage: Eukaryota; Apicomplexa; Conoidasida; Eucoccidiorida; Sarcocystidae
Product: putative 50S ribosomal protein L13
Exons: 6
Coding region: 1-702 (233 amino acids)
Biological process (GO): translation; negative regulation of translation
Cellular component (GO): mitochondrial large ribosomal subunit; ribosome
Molecular function (GO): mRNA binding; structural constituent of ribosome
Source: RefSeq, a predicted model, not a curated record